This is a messenger RNA of Acaulospora colombiana, 141 nucleotides long. NCBI's taxonomy places the organism in Eukaryota, Fungi, Glomeromycota, Glomeromycetes, Diversisporales, Acaulosporaceae. The record is from the annotation of a GenBank genome assembly.
AUUGAGAACUUGUCCAAUGAUAUGAAUGCCGUGAAUGACCAGGAUUUGAUGGUUCAAAAUGGGAAAGAUAAAUUAAAUAGUGAUGAUUAUCUGGUGCAAUCUGAGGAUUCAUCCAAUAAUGAUGAUACCAAAGAUAAUUAG